Plectropomus leopardus (leopard coralgrouper) is the source of this 2515-nucleotide messenger RNA. It is a transcript of the gene tusc3, whose product is annotated as tumor suppressor candidate 3. The record is from RefSeq and is a predicted model, not a curated record. Gene Ontology annotation, cellular component: oligosaccharyltransferase complex. NCBI's taxonomy places the organism in Eukaryota, Metazoa, Chordata, Actinopteri, Perciformes, Serranidae.
CAGAGCAUCCUUCCGUCAUGGCGUCUGUUUGGGCUAAAUCCUCCGUUCACCUGCCGGUCCUGUCUGUUUUCUGCCUCUUGCUGCUAUGUCUGCCACCCGGGGGAGGACAAAAGAAGAAGGAGAAUCUGCUGUCAGAGAAGGUUGACCAGAUGAUGGAGUGGUCCUCUCGGCGUUCGGUCGUCCGGAUGAAUGGGGACAAGUUCCGUCGCUUCGUCAAGGCCCCACCCAGGAACUACUCUGUCAUCGUCAUGUUCACUGCCCUGCAGCCUCAAAGGCAGUGUUCUGUUUGCAGGCAGGCAAAUGAGGAGUACCAGGUCCUGGCAAACUCAUGGCGUUACUCAUCUGCAUUUUCCAACAAGCUGUUCUUCACAGUAGUGGACUAUGACGAGGGAGCAGAUGUUUUCCAACAGUUGAACAUGAACAGCGCUCCAACCUUCAUGCAUUUCCCCGCCAAGGGUAAGCCCAAGAGAGCUGAUACAUUUGACCUGCAAAGGAUUGGCUUUGCUUCAGAGCAGCUGGCCAAGUGGAUUGCAGACCGCACAGAUGUUCAGAUUCGUGUCUUCCGUCCUCCUAAUUAUUCGGGGACUAUCGCUCUGGCUCUGUUGGUAUCGCUGGUUGGAGGUCUGCUGUAUCUGAGGAGGAACAACUUGGAAUUCAUAUACAACAAGACUGGAUGGGCUAUGGCUGCAUUGUGUGUGGUUUUUGCGAUGACAUCUGGUCAGAUGUGGAAUCAUAUCAGAGGUCCUCCCUACGCCCACAAAAACCCCCAGAAUGGACAAGUGAGUUAUAUCCAUGGCAGCAGUCAGGCUCAGUUUGUGGCCGAGUCUCAUAUCAUCCUUCUACUGAAUGCUGCAAUCACCAUGGGGAUGGUGCUGCUAAAUGAGGCUGCCACCUCCAAGGGAGACGUUGGCAAGAGGAGAAUCAUCUGCCUGGUUGGCCUCGGCCUGGUGGUGUUUUUCUUCAGCUUCCUGCUCUCCAUUUUCAGGUCCAAGUACCAUGGAUACCCCUACAGCUUCCUUAUUAAGUGAAAAGAGACAGAAGAGGAGGUCAGAGGAAGGCGAAGCGGCAGUAGGUGAGAAGAAGAGGUGUCAAGAAGAUACUUGAAGAGGAGUAGGCAGCAUCACUAUUGAGUUGAGAGUGCAUAGUGGGGUUUCUUUUGUGUGUCUGUUGUUUUUUUAUCAACUCCCUUCUUAAACUCUGCAAACUGAAUAGAAAAUAAAUUAUUCCUUCUUACACUGGAAAUAAAGGUAUUGAGCAUGCAUUUUUGUCAUUUUUUAUGGUUCCUUUUAAAGGUUGAAUAUUCUGUUUAGAUAUGUUUAGACCUGUGACUGUGGAAUUAUGUUGUUUUUUUUAAAUCCAUGUAUUGGAUCUCAUUUUUGAAAAUUGUGUUGCAGGUGAAGGGAGAGUAAGAGACAUUGAAAGUCACAGAGAUGUGAGAGGACGGGAGGUGAAGCAGCAGGUUAGACAGAUGGUUAAAGUAGUAGAAGUCAAACACAAAGCCAGAGGACUAACGUUUCUUAAUUAGUUACUAGGAAAGCAUAUUAGCCAGGUGUAAAAUCUUUAUAAAUUCUAACUUUCCAAGUGCUUUUCACAUUGUCUUUCUCGUUUUUCACUUUCUCAUGGUGGCAACACAUGUAGCUGUUGAAGAUAAACAUGUUAAUCCCAAGAUGGCUCCUUCAGCCUCUACGGUAGAUUUGGAGCUCAGUCAGACUCAGUUUCAUGGUGCCACCAGUUUUUAAAUGACAUAGCUAAAAUAUGAAUGGCUCAAACAAUGAAUAGUGUGCAGAUUUACAUAAACACAUAUGGAAUAAAUGCAUUUAUCACAGGUCAGAGGGCUUUUUUUCUCUUACACUGCAUGUUUACACCUUCUGGUGCCAGACUCAGUGGUGGUUGCUUUCAGUUUGCUUGGAUGAAGACCACAAUAUAUUCUUUUACUCUCCUUCCCUGUAAUCUCACAGCAUGUUCAUAAUUAUGUGUCUGCGAAAUGUCCAUUGCCAGUAUCUUUCAACUGGAUGUAUAUAUUAUAUUUUCAACUACAGCGUUCAAACAACGACAACAAAAGAUAGUUUGUUAGGCAUCUAAAACUACUUGGGUGCAGUUAUGCAAAGAUUGUGGUCAUAUUAGUAAAUAAAUAAUCCACACUGACCAGUAUGAUAGGAUGUGAGUGUUAAACAAAAACUCCAGUUUUACUUUUUGCUGCACUAAAUGAACAUUCACUUCUCCCCGCACUGAAGUCGAUUUUAAAAAUAAAAAUGAAAAAUAGUAGUACAUGAACCUAGUUUACCGAAGGCAGGCUGCGGGUGCUGUAACUUUUCUUGCUCAAUGUGAGAAGCAUAGGUCAUUUAGAGAAUACAUACAUUUCUAAUUCUUUUCACUUGCAGACUGCCCACUAAAACACUGAGUGGGCUGGAGCAUUGAAACCAUUUAUGUAACCCCUCUAUGCGUGGGCAGACAGAGGAACGGUGCAGCACAUGGACCAGUUUUGAAAAAUGUAAUAAAAAUAUUCCCUUUCAGA